Homalodisca vitripennis (glassy-winged sharpshooter) is the source of this 880-nucleotide messenger RNA. RefSeq lists its product as uncharacterized. The coding region runs from base 383 to 880 and encodes 165 amino acids. The transcript is spliced from 5 exons. NCBI's taxonomy places the organism in Eukaryota, Metazoa, Arthropoda, Insecta, Hemiptera, Cicadellidae. The record is from RefSeq and is a predicted model, not a curated record.
UGUAGCGCUGUUCACCAAUACGUGUCUCGGCAUGACGAUGCUGGAAACUGAGCGCUUAGUCAUAAUGUGUGUGACAUGACUGUAAGCGUUUCCAGGGUUUCGAUUGUGUUGCUUGUCAUGUGUUGUUUCUACGACGGAAUCUCUCAAGAUUGUACAACAAUUGAGACCGUAUCAGGAGUCUCUAACAGCCGCAACGCUGAUAACUCUACGUCAGCACGCGGUCCUGUCAGACGCCGCCUCUGCACCUGCCGCAAGUACCGCUGCAGUUGCUGUGUCAACUUCUCGUUCAUCGAGAGAUGGCCGGCCUUAGGUUGCCUCAACAUCCAGAGUCUUCCAGGAAACUUGAACAUUGUCCUCAGUUUUCUCCUUCAACAGACGACGCAUGGCCGUGUUCCCCAUCGCUGGGAGUCGACCGAUGCCCUUCUGCAAGCAGUUGGGCCUGGGGACCGCCAUGGGUUGCCUGGUCAUAUACAACGUGAGGACGGAUACUCCCCAUGACGUCACCAUCUGUCUGUACAUGGAGCUGAGGGUGGGGGUACAUUGUGUGGCCACCAUACACCUGGACUGUAUCCGCAAGAUUCGUAGACACAUACAGUUCAUACCGAUACCCUCACACACGCGCAAGGGAACGGUGCUCGACGUCCACGUGCUGCCGAACGACACGGCGCUGACUAUCCUGAAACAAGAGUUCCACUGGGUCAGAGCCCCGGAGAGCGACAGCAGCAGUGACAGUGACAGUGACAGUGAUAGUGAUAGUGAUAGUGACAGUGAUGAUAUGGACCCAGACGAUGAGGAAGAUGUGAAUUUCCAACUGCCCCCAAAACCAGAGAGGUUUCACUGGCUAAAACGUAUUUUCUGGUGGCGACACUUAAUAUUUUGA